Molecule: messenger RNA, 2398 nt
Organism: Ochotona curzoniae (black-lipped pika)
Lineage: Eukaryota; Metazoa; Chordata; Mammalia; Lagomorpha; Ochotonidae
Gene: PEA15
Product: proliferation and apoptosis adaptor protein 15
Exons: 4
Coding region: 121-513 (130 amino acids)
Biological process (GO): negative regulation of extrinsic apoptotic signaling pathway via death domain receptors; MAPK cascade
Molecular function (GO): protein binding
Source: RefSeq, a predicted model, not a curated record
GGAAGAGGCGGCGGCGGCGGCAGGAGCGGCGGCUGCAACCGAGGAGGAGGCUCCAGACGCUGCUCAGGAACCGGAGACCCCGGAGCGCCCGCUCCCAGAGCGCUCAGCUCCGGAGGCGUCAUGGCCGAGUACGGGACCCUCCUCCAGGACCUGACCAACAACAUCACUCUUGAAGAUCUGGAACAGCUCAAAUCGGCUUGCAAGGAGGACAUUCCCAGUGAGAAGAGUGAGGAGAUCACUACUGGCAGUGCCUGGUUUAGCUUCCUGGAGAGCCACAACAAGCUGGACAAAGACAACCUCUCCUACAUUGAGCACAUCUUUGAGAUCUCUCGCCGUCCUGACCUACUUACCAUGGUGGUCGACUACAGAACCCGCGUGUUGAAGAUCUCUGAAGAAGAUGAGCUGGACACCAAGUUAACCCGUAUCCCCAGUGCCAAGAAAUACAAAGACAUUAUCCGGCAGCCCUCUGAAGAAGAGAUCAUCAAAUUGGCUCCCCCACCGAAGAAGGCCUGAGCAAGGGGGAGGAAGAGCAGGAAGGUUGGACCUUCAUCGGACCACUCCCUUCCCUCAUCCUCCAUGGGAAGGGGCAAGGACAACCCCCCCAUCUACCCACUUACUAACCUGGUCCUUAACCCCCUUACUGUGCGCGUGUGUGUGCGUGUGCGCACGCUCUGGCUGUUCGUCUUUAUGUCUAGCUCAUCUAGUUCCACCUCCUUGUGAGGGGAUGGGGGUCAGGGGCUCGCAAGGGUGUGGGUUGGGGCUUGGUUUCCCCAUGCUAGGGGGAGGUGGAGGCUAUUUCUAUGCAAAUAGAAAUUGGCACAUUCCUCCUGCUUCCCUUUCACUCACCCCUACCCCCCCCAUCUUUAAAAUGUGGAAGCAGAAAGUACCUGCAUUUUCCUACAUUGAGGAGCUGAGAUGGGGGUGAGAUGGAAGAGGUGGGUGGAGCAAAGGGCUGGUGAAGAUGCCACUAUCCCCCAUCUGGAAGGGGCAGAGCAGAGCUGGAGGUCUGUACUCCCAUGCUGGACUGGAGUCUGGCUUUGUGCUAUUCCCUCAGGCUGCAUGCCUAGGUGCCAGCAGGUCCGUUUUUGAGCCAUCCCAUAGGCCUAGAUGGGUCUGAGCUAGGGACCGGAUGAGAGGGGACCACCCUUGUCCCAAGGAUCACCCCACAGACAGCCAGCAGUAGCUGUGCCUGCCAACCUGUGCUCCGGAGAGGCUUUACUGAGAACAUGCACCACUGAGCCUGAGAUGGGACUGAGGGCAAAGAGAGGAAGGAGCCCCUUUUCCCCUCCUUAUUCUACUUAGACUGUUGCAUAAACUGACCCUGAGCCUGGGGAGGUUAGAGAAUGAGAUUCUCGUUGGACUUAUUCAGGUCCCAACUGCAGGCAACCUUUCCUUUUCUCUACUUGGUCUAGAACAUCCUAAGCCAGAAAAAAAAAAGUUAACAGUAUUUUCCUUUGCACUGAUCCCAAUUCAGUCUAGGAAGGAACAUGGUAAUCACCCUUCUCACUUGAUAUCCAGGCCUCCUGGGCUUCAGGAUGCUUCCUAGCCAAAUCACUAGAGUACAGUGAGUGACCCCAGCCUCCUGCCUGUCCCAAGAUGCCCUUCCUCACCCUGACCGUGCUAACUGUGUGUACAUAUAUAUUCUACAUAUAUGUAUAUUAAACCUGCACUGCCAUGUCUGCCCUGUUUGUGGUGUCUAGCAUUAACUUAUUUUCUAGGCCAGAGCAAGGGUGGGAGUGGAAUGCCAUGGUAAAAGGAGUAGCAGAGUCAAAAUUGUUGCAUAGUCUAAACAAAAAGUUUUUGUUUUUUCUUUAAAAAAAACAUUAAACUUAUAAGCAGUCUCAGAGGCUAUUUGGAGAAAGUUGAAGUUAGGAGCUUUUAGGAUGUGGGAGCAGUGGGGGUUGGGCUGGCUGUUGGAGAGGGAAGAAGCCAGACUGAUGACAGAGAACCUUCAACUACUAGCCUAGCCUGGUUGGCCUGUCCCCUCUGGCCAUUGCUACGGACACCUGCCUUAACACACACACCUUGAGGACUCCAGUUUUGCCUUAAAGGUUGUUUCAGUUUCCCCAGCCCUGUUUGGCUUCUUCCUUGAGAGAGACAGUUGUUGAAUUGAGAGGGGGAAAAUGAAUAUAGACUGUGCUUUCAUUCAGGAUAUGUUAUGUGUGUGAGAAGAGAGAGAAAAAGAAAGACUUCCUUAUGACAGAAAUGGGAGAAGAGAGACAGGGUUAUUUUUAGCAGAGUCUAGUAGUUCCUCCAUAAGGCAAAAUAAUCUCAAAAGACUAACCUGCCCUCCUUCAACCUUGUACUGCUGUGAGAUUUCCCUUCUCCUGCACUCCUCUGUCUGCAAUGUGCACGGCCUUGUUCUAACCCUGGAAUAAAGGUGACUGAUUGUACUGUA